Molecule: messenger RNA, 862 nt
Organism: Prosopis cineraria
Lineage: Eukaryota; Viridiplantae; Streptophyta; Magnoliopsida; Fabales; Fabaceae
Product: casparian strip membrane protein 1-like
Exons: 3
Coding region: 67-654 (195 amino acids)
Source: RefSeq, a predicted model, not a curated record
GCAGGCUUUGUUUCUCAUAUAUCUCCUUCCAAUUUAUUUACUCAUAUUUUUCAAAGCAAAAAGAAAAUGUCAACCACCGUCGAUGUCCCAGAGUCGAGCAACGUCGAGAAAGGAAGACCAGUUGCAGCUGAUGCAGCCGCGAGACCGGGAGGAAGCAAUAAAGCGCUGGCCAUAAUAGACUUCAUUCUCAGGUUAGGUGCCAUAGCAGCUGCUCUCGGCGCCGCUGCCACCAUGGGAACCGCCGAACAGACUCUCCCUUUCUUCACUCAGUUCUUCCAGUUUGAAGCCAGCUACGAUAGUUUCCCAACUUUCGAGUUUUUCCUUAUUUCCAUGUCAUUGGUGGGUGGGUACCUAGUCCUGUCUCUACCUUUCUCUGUGGUCACCAUUAUACGCCCCCACGCAGUUGGAGCAAGGCUUCUCCUUCUGAUCUUAGACGCCGUGUUUCUGACGCUGGCUGCUUCAAGUGCUUCUGCAUCAGCCGGCAUCGUGUACCUGGCACACAAUGGCGAUCAGGACACAAACUGGAUUGCCGUCUGCAACCAAUUUGGUGAUUUUUGCAUGGCCACUAGUUCAGCCGUGGUGUCGGCCUUCGUUGCUGUGACUGCCCUCCUCUUGAUGGUUGUGAUGUCUGGUGUGGCUCUCAGAAACCACUAGCAGAAUUAAUCAAGCAGACUAUUGUCAUGUUGUGCCCCAUUCAUCUCCUGUUUAUGCAUGAAGUUCUCAAGUUGUGUGCAUUCGUGAUGUUUCGCUCAAGUGUCCACUUCAUGAUUAUUUACUUAUCGGUCAGAUGAUGUAAUAUUCCUAUCAUCUAUAGCUUCUUUCAAUGUGCUUUUCACUUCUUUUAGGCAUGCUUUCUUACCUC